Melanotaenia boesemani (Boeseman's rainbowfish) is the source of this 2019-nucleotide messenger RNA. RefSeq names its product TBP-like 1 (gene tbpl1). The record is from RefSeq and is a predicted model, not a curated record. Bases 232 to 795 code for a protein of 187 amino acids. Gene Ontology annotation, biological process: DNA-templated transcription initiation. The transcript is spliced from 8 exons. Gene Ontology annotation, molecular function: general transcription initiation factor activity; DNA binding. NCBI's taxonomy places the organism in Eukaryota, Metazoa, Chordata, Actinopteri, Atheriniformes, Melanotaeniidae.
UUAUAGAUUUUCUUGGCAAUGCGAAGGAAUAAGAUUGCCAGCAUAUUUCCCAAUUGACUGACUUGUUUGUGUCGGACUAACUGCUCCGAGAUGCCUGUGUGAUUGGUGCGUCUCAUCGUAGGUGGUCGAGUCUUGACUUCGUGACCAUGAAAUGAUGGUGAUUGCGGUGUUGGUGAUGAAUGCGUGAGAAGAAAGCACCAGUGGUCCUCUUGCUGCACCGCACACUUCCUCAUGGAUUCCAGCAAUGAUGAAGCCCUCGACAUCAUUGUCACCAAUGUGGUGGCAACAUUCAGGACCAGAUGUCACCUUAACCUGCGCACCAUUGCCUUAGAGGGAACCAACGUCAUCUAUAAGCCUGAAGUAGGGAAAGUCCUGAUGAAACUUCGGAAGCCAAUGAUAACGGCCUCAAUCUGGUCCUCAGGGAAAAUCAUCUGCACUGGAGCAACAAGCGAGGAUGAGGCAAAGCUGGGUGCUCGCAGGUUAGCACGCUGUCUGCAAAAACUGGGCUUCAAGGUGAAUUUUUCAGCUUUCAAAGUUGUGAAUGUGCUCGCAGUGUGCUCCAUGCCGUUUGCAAUCCACCUAGUAGACUUCACAAAGAACAACCGGCCAAUUGCAAGUUAUGAACCUGAGCUACAUCCUGCUGCUACAUAUAGGAUCAAAAAUCUAAAGGCUACCAUACAAGUGUUUUCUACUGGCAGCCUCACGGUUACAGGACCAAAUGUACAGAAUGUGGCAACAGCAGUGGAGCAGGUCUACCCACUCCUGUUCGAGUGUCAGAAACCACGCUGCAAAUAAAGGUGCACUUCAGACACAGGAAAUCAUUUAAACAGAACUCAAGGCUGAUGAGGAAGCACCUUAUCCUUGGAUUGUUUUGCUUGUUUUUAUCACCAUGUGGCAACGACCACAAAUGUCUAAACUAAAAGACAGACUGGACUUGGAUCUCCGAGUUUUAAUGACCUCAGUUCCAGUUUGGGAAAGUUAAUUGCUCCUGCUCUUAGUUUGCUUUUGAGUGUUAUUGCAUGGACACACACAUUUUUAUCCAACUAUUUUAAUAGCUAAAAGUGGUGGUCAUUGCUUUAAGUUCAUAUGUUUAGUCUGAAGUCUCUUAUCUUUGCUGAAAGAAUCUCCGUCCACAAUCUCUUUGUAGAGGUGUACACAGGCACAACAUUCGCGCUCCAUAUUGUGGUUCAGAGCUAGACAGCAAGCUCGAAGAAUCAGACACAAAGGUAAACCUGGUCCUUUUUCAGACACACAGAUCCCUUCCUUCACAGUAUGUAUUCAUUCCUGAAUUGUUUAUUUUAUUUGGUUUGCAGCUUUUUUUUUUUUUUAUCUUUUCACAACUGAUGAUUCAGAAAGCCGACACAUUAUUUGUGCCCCUUCUUAAUGGUUUUCCACACACAGUAAUCUUGAAUACAUUCUCCAAAGUUUGAUAAAUGUGGAAAUAUGAUUUUCCUGUUUUUAAAUGUUGUUAAAAACUUCCCAGACUUUAAAAAAAAAAAAAAAGUUUUAAAAACUACACAUACUGGUGACUUAACAUUCAAAAUUAGCUUUUUAAUGUCUGAAAAGUGGAAAUUUUUCAAAACACUGUUCAGAAUUGGCUGUAUGUGCAGUGGACAAGUAGCAGAAGCAUAAUGUGAAACAGCACAUUUUAUAAUUACAUAAUCAGACACGCUGGAGUUGUACAAAGUUGUAUGGCAGCAGCUACACUUGUCAAAGUGUUGGAAUACAUUACAUCAUAAAAGAAAAGGUAUUGGAGCAUAAUGUGAAGAAUAAAACCCCUCUAAGAAUACAACUGUCUUGCACAGAAAGCAGUGUUUUAAUAGUUGCAUAACAUCUGACUACUUGUUGCAUCACAUGGGCAGCAGAUACUGUAUGUUUGUAUAUAAUGUAUGCAUAUGAUAUGAAAUAUGUUGACAAACUUCAUGUUGUCAGUGUGGAAUGGAGUACUUUUUGAAUCGGUGUCAAAUGAAGAUUUGUGACACUUGAAUUUUUGUAUUUUGUAUAGAAAUAAAAAAAUUU